Molecule: messenger RNA, 497 nt
Organism: Somion occarium
Lineage: Eukaryota; Fungi; Basidiomycota; Agaricomycetes; Polyporales; Cerrenaceae
Source: the annotation of a GenBank genome assembly
CCCAUCGCUGUCUGCCAGUCUUCAAUUACCUCACUUGUUUCAAAACAUAAGCCAAAAUGUCGUUGUUUGGCUCAUCUUUUAGCGGCUCUUCCGCUUCCCCUGCAGACAUGGCUGCCCGCAAGGAAGCUAUUAUGGCCUCCGUCAGGGGUGAAAUAGCUUUGGCCAAUGCUCAGGAGCUCAUGAAUAAAACCAAUGAAAAGUGCUUCGAGAAGUGCGUCACAAAACCCUCGACGUCCUUGUCAAGCUCAGAACAGACAUGCUUGUCGCGCUGUCUUGAUAGGUAUAUGGAAGCUUUCAACAUCGUAAGCAAGGCCUACACUGCACGGAUCAGUAAGGAGGCUCCGCUUUUAGCUAGCCAGUAAAAGAGCUUUUUGGCGUACUCUCUCCGAAUAGACCCACUUAAUAGACUUACGGUGACACUCUCUGGAGUGCUUGAAUGAGUGCCAGGGCCAAGCUGCAUAAAAUCAAGAGCUUUCUCCUGUCAUGUUCCUGAAUGC